ACUACUCGCUGUUAACGGAAUUUAUUCUGAAAAGGACAUUGAACAAUUAAGGGAACACAUUAUGUUUCCUGCUGAGAAGCCAGCUGUGCUUAACUCUAUCGCUAGAGGAUUGACCGGACAUUCAUUUGACCCAAAUGCUGUCUCAUUGUACAACAUGUUGGAUGAAAACGCUCUAAAUAAAAUUGCCGAGUCCGCAGCCUCUAGGGUCUGGAAGGGAUUUGUCUCUUUUAGAUCAGCCACAGCCGGAUUGUUUGGAAUAUUCUUAAUCGUACAAUUGAUUAAGAUUAUCAUUGACACAACUAUUCAUGGAUACGCCCUACAUACUGUCUAUGGAUGCAGUAUGCACUUGCUUGGAGCCCUAUGGAGUUCCAUUACACACCUGCUUCUCCAUUUGGCCAGAGGACCCAUUGACAAGGACAAAGAGCAACAACUUGAUAACCAGGACGCAACACCCAAGCUGAUGAGCACGAUCAAGGAUCACCAGAUCACCAUCAGCAGCCCUACCUGCCCAGUCGAGGACCAACCUCAUCUCAGCGAAACACCGAUUAUUGUAACUACCCCAACUACUUAA
Messenger RNA from Solenopsis invicta (red fire ant), 571 nucleotides. RefSeq lists its product as uncharacterized. The coding region runs from base 62 to 571 and encodes 169 amino acids. The transcript has a single exon. NCBI's taxonomy places the organism in Eukaryota, Metazoa, Arthropoda, Insecta, Hymenoptera, Formicidae. The record is from RefSeq and is a predicted model, not a curated record.